GCACCGCCCCCCACAUCGAAGUUCCGCCGACCGCUCACAACUCCAAACAAUUAGAUCCACCAUGAGCGAGAGCCAGGAAUCUCUUCGAUCCCUCUACGAUUCUGGGGAGCGCCUUCGGAAAGAGGUUGAGGAUUCAUACGAUUACAACAGCCCCGGUUACCAGCAAAAAUUGGAGACUGCUGUCCGAACAUACCAGGAAUGCAAGAACCUUGUUGAUCAAAUAUCUCUAUUCAGCACAAAUGAGUCAUUAGAAGAUGUUGCGUCAUCAGAGAUAAGGUAAGAGUUGUGGAAAGUUAUGGAUCGGAAGGCUAACGACGUGAAGAUACAUGCUUAUAGGCUAUCACCUAGCCAAUCUCACCUCCAGACAACAGCCACCGGAUCGUGUUUCUGUAUUGAAACUGUCGAAGUCCCUAUACCUGGGAUUUUUAAACCUAUGUGACGCUUAUGAUCUACUGUCAAAUUCCGAUAGAAGCGUACUACGGCCGGCUGGCCCAGGAGCACCUAAAGCCCCUUCUGCCCCUAGCGACGCAGCAGCAAGGAGGAAUGAAAAAAUUGCGAAAUUCAAGCUGGAGAAAGAAUUGAAAGCUAAAGUGGAUGUCGGUGCUUCUUUCCGGGCAGAUCGAUCGAGAUGUUAACAAAUUUAUAGGCACUUGCACAGAAUCCUCACUUAUUGGAUGAGGAUGAGUUACGGAAACUCCAGGCUGCGUCAAUUUCAUUGGCAAUAAUGAAGAGUAUUCAACAACUUGAGAUGAUAGACCUUGAGCUUGAUAUUCUUAGCAAAGCUCCCAAGCCCGAUGAGAACCCCGUUGCGCACCAAGCCCAAGAUGAACGAACUAGAGACUUGGGCGCAAGGGACGGCUACAGCGAUAAGCUGGAUAACAUUCCGUCGACUAUCAAAGGCGGGCCGCUUCUGUCCCAGAACGGAAAGCCUCUGCGCCCCUUCACACUCUUGGAUAGUCGGGAGCGACUAAAACAGGGUGUCUUUAAAUCAGGACACAAUCUUCCGACUAUGACAAUUGAUGAAUACCUUGAGGAGGAAAGAAAGCGGGGUGGUAUCAUUGAGGGCGGAGGGUAUCAAGUGCCCCACGUCUUUUUUUUUUGCAAUACUUGUAGCUAACGGGAAUGUAGCGAGAAAUCGGGAAUUAAGCCGGAGCCUGAUGAAGAUGAUCAUGAAAGGGCUGAUGGAGAAACUAUGAAAGCAAGGGAAUGGGACGAGUUUAAGGAAGCCAAUCCGAGGUUUGCGGACCCCUUCCUGGAAUGCGUAUAUCUUGAGCCUAAUUAUUCUUUAGGGGAUCCGGAAAUACGAUCAAUAGGGGUUAAGCUUUUGAUGGUCUAA
Molecule: messenger RNA, 1336 nt
Organism: Tuber aestivum (summer truffle)
Lineage: Eukaryota; Fungi; Ascomycota; Pezizomycetes; Pezizales; Tuberaceae
Source: the annotation of a GenBank genome assembly